AUGGAGGAGGAGAGGCUCAAAGCGGAAGCUGCAGCAAUUGCGGAAGAAGAGGACUACAGGAACUCAAGGCAUGACGGAUCGAAGGUGCCCAGCCUGCACAGCCUGUACUUUGGGUGCUGCAGACUUGACUGCGGGCUGAGGAAUGGUCGUGGCAGCUGGGACUGUAGAUUGUGUUGUAGCCCCGUCGGAUCGAAGGUGUUUAUUUGUAUCCAUUGCAGGGUUGAGGAGACCGAGCUUGUAGCAGAAGCUCAAAAAUAG
Messenger RNA from Fusarium verticillioides 7600, 258 nucleotides. RefSeq lists its product as hypothetical. The record is from RefSeq and is a predicted model, not a curated record. NCBI's taxonomy places the organism in Eukaryota, Fungi, Ascomycota, Sordariomycetes, Hypocreales, Nectriaceae. The transcript has a single exon. The coding region runs from base 1 to 258 and encodes 85 amino acids.